Caenorhabditis briggsae is the source of this 294-nucleotide messenger RNA. The coding region runs from base 1 to 294 and encodes 97 amino acids. The record is from RefSeq and is a predicted model, not a curated record. The transcript has 4 exons. Lineage: Eukaryota; Metazoa; Nematoda; Chromadorea; Rhabditida; Rhabditidae.
AUGAGAGAAGAGUCAUUGGAAUCGAUUUGUUCGGCACUUUCAAUCAGCUUCGGUGAAGACCCGAUUCAUUUGGAAUCGAUUAUCGAUCGAUUUUCAGAAAUCUUUAAAAUCAGAGAUCAUCUCGGUCAGCUGCGAAAAAAGUGCGAAAAAUUUCAAACAUUCACUCUUGAAAUACGGCCGAUUGGAGGGAAUGGGACAUCAGCGACAUGCCCAGAAAAUGUUUUUGCUUAUGUUCUUGAACCAGAAGCUUGCAGACAACAAGAAUUGAAAACCACAGGGAUCACAAAGUUGUAA